This is a messenger RNA of Paramuricea clavata, 5556 nucleotides long. The record is from the annotation of a GenBank genome assembly. Lineage: Eukaryota; Metazoa; Cnidaria; Anthozoa; Malacalcyonacea; Plexauridae.
AUGAUUUCUCAGCAGGAAAAGCGGCUAGUGAUAUCUAUUGUUUAUAUUGGCAAAGAUAUGUAUAGACUUGCAUGUAUUCACUAGCUACCUGAAGUCGAAAAAGGGUGCCAUUAUAGUCAGGCAGAUAGAGGACCAAAAUUAUGGAAAACUUACCAUAUCGUGGGACAAUUCCAUUUUGCCUUCGUAUUGUGCCCUGAAGGCUAAUAAGUACGUUUCUGUAUGUUGGCCGCGUUAAAAUUUCUUGUGGGCUCCUGCAUGCCGACACGUUUUUCUUCGAAUUUUGCCGUUAUAUUAAACUCUAUUACAGUUAAAAAAUGUGAAACUUCUGAUACAUUUCUAAUACAAAUGACUUGCAUCAAUAGAAAGCGAACAAAAACUACAUAUGAAACAUUUAAAUGGUUAGUUGGAAAAUUAGCCAAAAUCUCGCAAAAUUCCUGGUGAGUCUGAAAACACGUAUUCAACAGCUCGUAACUCAAGAACUUGAAAAACCCGGGUAACCGUUUAAAUGUCUUAUAUGUAGUUUGUUCCAAGCUUUCAAAUGAUGUAAGUCAUUUGUGUUAGAAAUGAAUUUGAAAUUUCACAUUUUUUAACUUACGGUAAUAGAGUUUAAUACAACAGUCGAAGAAAAACGUGUCGGCAGGAGCCCACAAGAAAUUUCAACGCGGCCAACAUACAGACACGUACUAACUAGCCUUCAGAGCACACUACCAGGUGAUCUUGAUACGCGGAAAAGUACUGGCACUAGUUGUCAAAUAGAAAUCCAUUUUAUGAUUAAAACAACUGAAUAUCUCCUGUAAUAUACUUUAUUUCGAUUCCAUAUUUUUGUCAGAGCUAUAGUUCUCAUAACAAAACAUAAUUACAAAAUUUCAACUAGUUUCAUAAAGAAUAACGAAAGAUAUAAUUGACUGAAUACAUCAAAAUGGAUUUCUAUUCGGACAACCCUUUCUGAGCGCUGAUUGGCUAAAAUACGAACACGAGAUCACCUAGUAUGAAGGCAAAAGGAAAUUGUCACACGAUAACGUAAGUUUUUUCCUUCUAUCUGCCCGACUUCCUUUUGGGUGAAACAGGCUGUAGUGGCAACCAUUUGAAGCUUGUAUGUAUCACUAUAUUUGCGGAUUUGCCUUUCUCCGAACGAGCGCGUGUUUCUAACAUACUAAAAAUGAUCUUCUUAAAAAUAGCAAAAACAAUUAUUUUGUAAAAUAAAGCAUCCUAGGAAAGAAACAUCUGCCAUAUGUCGUUAAAAAAUAAUUAGAUGGCCUCAUAGUGAACGGUGGAUUUUCGGCUUCAUUUUCAGACAACAGUUACUCAAUCUGGUUUUAUUUCUAGAUCAAUAUAGUGUACCUAUUGUCACUAACCCAACAUGCAUGCAUGCAUUACUGUAAUAUAUAGAGUUUUUUGGCCACUGAGAAAAAUCAUAUUUAAACACACGUAAAAAAUACGAUAUUUUUGCGUGUGAAAAUAUCAUUUGUUGUAAAACGCAUUGCCAUGCCACGGACGUUUUAUUGUUUUUUUACUGAAUUUUGUUUAUAUAAUAAACAGAAAAAUACAUGGGUGCUUGGAAAUACCGGAUUUAUUUCUCGUGUUGAACAUAAUAUCUCACUCGUUCGCAGCGCUCACUCGUGAGAUAUCAUGUUCAACACUCGAAAUAAAUCUCGUAUUUCCGCACACCCAUGUAUUAUUCUCUAUGUACCAUACUUGAAACUCAACCACAAUGAAAUCCCAUCAUCGUCUGCACCUGUGCUUCAUUUUAAUUUGUAUUUGUAUCAAAUUUUCACAGCAAUAACUCUCAGGAUACAAGGAUACAAUGGUUUUGGUCGUGUUGAAGUAUUACACAAUGGGAAAUGGGGAACAAUCUGUGAUGAUAGUUGGGAUAUAAAUGAUGCCAGGGUUGCAUGUCGUCAACUUGGUUAUACAAAUGCUGUUAAAGCACUUAAAGGGGGCGAUGUUCCUCAUGGUACUGGACAGAUAUGGUUAGAUGAUGUCGGUUGCACUGGCAGUGAACAAAGUUUGACCAAUUGUUCCCAUAGUGGAUGGGGAGCUCAUAAUUGUGAUCAUGGUGAGGACGCUGGAGUUGAAUGCUUACCAGGUAUAAUUAAAUGUGGGACAGUUAAACAAUGGGAAAUUACCAUCCUGCACGCACUGUUUGCCUGCUUUGCGCGCACUGUUUGGCUGCGAAUCUUGUCUUUCAAAACCGGAAAUCGGACUGGAACACGCGUUCGUUAUUUUGAUUUAGCAAACGAAGCACGGCGAAUAGGUUAAAUGGCAAAAUUCUCAUGGUGCCCAGUUUGCAAAAACAACUGCAAACUGCUCUAAUUCUUUCUGUCACUUUCAUUUGAUCGUAUCCGUGAAUCGGCCUCAACGGCCUUUGAUUAAUGAUUUGCAUUAUUUAAACUUUUACAAAUAUCUUGUCUUUAACCUAAUAUUUAGAUGCAGGUUUAUUAGCAUAGCAUUACCGGUUGCCAUGGCUAGCUUUGGCACUGGCCGACAAAAUAUGUAAUACAUGUCUCCCGCAGGUUUUCAUUCCUGUCAUGCGCAACAGGGUGGACUUUCGUCGACGCUGCAUAAAAAUAGCGCGGGCUCGUGAGCUUUUCCCCGCAAAUUUUGCUUUUCGAUGUUUGGCUUACAAUUUCUAAGGAUGUUGAAGUUUACAGUGUGAUUCACUAGUUUUUGAAAGCAUCUGGGUUUUUUUGUUGGAAGUUCUAGCCUAACCUGGUUUUUUUUUGUUGGAAGUUCUAGCCUAACUCUUCAACAACCUAAUGACUGUUUUUAAAGCAAAGCAAUUAAAAGGAAAACCUAUAUUUUCAUACGAAGAAAAUGAGUGGCGAUAUUGAUGUUGAACUGUUUUGAGCAGAUGCUUCGAAGAACGUGAUAUGGUCGAGCCUUGUAUCUUAAAAGUGUACUUGGAACAGCCGAACAAAGUGGUAAAUUUUGUUACCCGGUGUGUUGGGCAUCAUGAUUCACAGGAAUAGUACACAUCGGCGUUUAAACUGGCUAUUAAAUAUCCUGAAUAUACUUCGUCGAGUAGUUUAAUGCGGCACGCGUCUUUGUAUAAGGGCUUUACUUGGCUUUAAUCGACGUGUAUUAAAGGUAUAACUUAGGUAAGCCAACAUUUUUUUGUAAUGCAAGUUACAUUUUCAUAUUUUUAAUGUGUGAAUAUUUUUAAUUUUGUAAAAAAUUAAGCGCAAUAUGUUGUUGGAGAAAGUAUCGAGUGCUUCAUAAUGACGCUCAGAUCUUGUAUACAGAUAUUCGUAUUUUAUUCAAAAUCUACCCUUUACCACCAGUUUUUUUACUCUUUUAUUUUAAAGUAUACAUAAUCCUUGACUUGAUAACACGAUGAUCUACUUGAUGGAAAUUGGGCAAAAGGGCGAUCUUUGCAGAGCAACUUGACCGAGACCCUAUUUUCAUUGUAGUAUUUCGUGACAAUUUGUUUGCCGAUUUCUAAUUUACAUUGUAGAACGGGUUCCUAGUGAAUUAAAUUAAUUGUCUAUCUUCUACAGAAUAGUAAUAAGCGCGACUCCUUUUUGUUGACGGAUGUUGAAUUCAUUUUAGACUUGUGUUCAUAUACAACAAUUAAGUACACUACCGAGUACUGAAUCACUGUUUGCAAAUAAAUUAGUCUAUAUCACCAAAAAAAUUCAAGCUUAUUUUUAAAGUCAAAUAGUUUCUUCAUGGAUAAAAGUAGUUUGUAUCGAGUCAAAAAUAGGGCAAGUACGAAUUUUAAGAAGGUAAAUUUGCACUUGUAUAUCUCACUUCGAAAAAGAUAUACAUAUAUAAAACAGGUAUAUUUGUACUGCGAAAUUAAACGGCUGCAACAAAGUUUUUAUUUCUACUUUCACGUUCUUAUUCCAAAGCAAGCACUUCUAAGUUGGAAAUGCCUAAAAUUGUGAGCGUAGAAACACUAAAGAAACAAGAAAAAGACUUCAUAACACGAGUAGUUUUUGGCACAUUUGGUGUUUGUUUUUAGAAUUCAGUCACGCGAUUAAUCCGCGCUCACAUGCACUCCACGCUUACGUUUCUCGCGCAUGCGUGGACGAAAGUCCACCCUGUUGUCAUGCACCAAAUGUCAGAUAUUCCUCUCCAUUGUUUAAUCGUUGAAACGUUUGAAACGCGCGUUUUAACUUUCGGACAGAUAUUUUACCGAUGUGAAAGAGCAGUAGUUUUCAGAGUACAAAUAUUCAAUCAUAUUGCUCAAUCUUUAAAAAGUGGGAUAUAUUAUGGACGUCAAACAAGCGUGUAAGACGUAAUAUUAAUUAAAGGCUCUUUCCAUUACGGUCGUUCUUCCCGCACGGUUUGAGCAAACAUUUUUGAACAUGCGCUGUAGCUUGACAGCUUGAGUUCACUUUAGCCCUUAUGUGCACGCCAUACAGUAAAAGAAAGUGAGCUACAAUCAAAUGUCUUCGCCUGCGCGGUCGAAGAAAGGCUAUAAAAUGCUAAAAUGAUAAAAAAUGAGAUCCAAUAGUUUCGCUUUUCCUGCCUAAGAUUAUCAUGUAUUUUUAGACAUCGAUGAAUGUUCUUUAUCUAUUGACAACUGUCACCAAAACUCAAACUGCACCAACAUUGAUGGCUCUUUUCUGUGUACUUGCGAUAGUGGAUAUACUGGAAAUGGAACACUUUGUCAAGGUAAGUAUAUAAUGUGCAUUUAUACCUACACUGCGCAAGCAAUAUGAGAAGAAAUGAAACGGUUUAUUAGCAUGUUCCUAUUUUUUUUCAAGGUUUUUCUCGGUUAUUUUGUACGCUUUUGCCCAAAACUUCUCGAGACAAAAACAAAUUCGACGAAGAAGGAAGGCCAAGCCAUUUAAUUUUACUGUUUUUACACGUAGAACUAUAGAUAAAAUUGCUUUGUUCCUUUGGUCUAUUCCUUCUUGCUUUCUAAAAAAUGUUGUAUUUGCAAAGCUAUAUAGUUUUCUUUAUAUUUUGGGAAAAAACCAGAAAGAGCAACUGAGCAAGGCAGUGCUACAGACCCCAGCAGUGCUCUCUGGAAUUCCUUAAAUUAUCGGUAAAAAAUUCCUCGGAUUUAGUAAAAUUUCGUGGGUUAGGCAUGCAUGUUUUUUGGUAAUUUAUGGCCUGAAUUAUUGAGAAUUACAAAGUUAGGUUCCCAGAAUUUUUGUCUCAUUUGGGAAUUGGGAUUUUGAGGCUAUAAAAUGCUAAAAUGAGAAAAAAUGAGAUCCAAUAGUUUCGCUAUUAAAGCAUUUGUUAACCCUAUGCUCUAUAGAGGUGGAUGAAUGUUCCCAUGAAUUGGACAACUGUGGCAAUAAUUCUCAAUGUAUUAACACUGCUGGGAGUUUUUCAUGUAGAUGUAACCGAGGUUAUACCGGAAAUGGCGUAAUUUGCACAGGUAAGUGUUGAUUGGAAUUUAACCCUGCUUUUCGACCACAUAAACUAUUAUACGUACAGUCACUUUUUUCGUGCCUAAGAUUAUCAUGCAUUUUCAGACAUCGAUGAAUGUUCUUUAUCUAUUGACAACUGUCACCAAAACUCAAACUGCACCAACAUUGAUAGCUCUUUUCUGUGUACUUGUGAUAGUGGAUAUACUGGAAAUGGAACACUUUGUCAAGG